AUGACUCUGAAUAAACAAAGGAUACUCAGCGAGUUGGGGAGCGUAGUGAAUCAGUUGCAAAGUGCAGAUUGUGGUUGUAUGGGAAAACUAUUUGGGACAACGCCUCAAAUGAACUGCAUGAAUAAUUCAUUCCCUCAACAGGGGGGUCAUGGAUAUGGUUGCCAUGCCGCACCUUGUCAUGGGUGUCACCAACACAGCCCAUGUUGUGCAGAGUCCUAUUCAAUGAAUUCUGCACCACAAAGUCCAUAUACGUGCAUGGGUCAAUGCAACGCCCCUAAAUUAUAUGCUGAUACGUAUAGCUAUUUAAACAAAAAUCUUAUGCAACCAGUAGUUAAAGAAGUGUAUAAUGACCUUAGUUCACUUGGCCCUACAAACACUAUUAUGAACAAUGAAUUAGGUAGCAAAAUGGGUAUCAUGCAACAAGGGCUUGUACAUGGUCACGAUCCAGCUCUGAAUGAAGCUAAUGCUCACCACAUGAAUGCCUUUAAUCCACACACAUCGCAAAUGCAACCGGUGGGUGCAAAUACCCAAAUGAUGCAAAACACUCCGCCUUCCGCAAUCGCGCCUAAUCAACAGUAUUUUGGAGGCAUGGGACCUCAAAUUGUAAAUAUGAUUAAUGGAGAAUCAGUAAGUAAACCAGUGCAACCACAGCAAGGGCUGACGGGGCCAAUGAUAAUUGACGCUCCACAGUCUCCUCACGGAAUAGUUGGAGUAACUCCAUUGACAGCACCUGCUAAUAGUUAUGCUCGACAUAACGAUAAGAUGAGGAAUAAUAUAAAUCCACAGCAGAUAUAUGCAGCGAAUACUUCUAAUUCGCUAUCUAAUACAAUAAAACAAACACCUUUGGAUCAACCGUCGUAUGGGCAACAUACACAAGGCAUGACAAAAUUUAAUGAAAUAUUUCCAGGAGUAAUGCAAGGUCUUGGUGGUGACCUAGGUUUUGAUCCUAUGGCUAUUGCUAUUCAAAUGAAUCCAGCAAACCAACAACAAGUAGCCAUGAAUACAAUGCAGAAGAUGAUGAAUAAUAACCAAAAUAUCUCAAAGAUUCUAGAGCCAUCUGUUACAUCGGAAGCUCACCCAAACACUAUUAAGAAUACAGGUCAGAUACUACCCACGCAUCAAAACACCGUGAUCCCGUCACCAAACACGAACCUUCAGAAACCAAUUUCAAACAACAAUCAAUCAAACGCAAAUCAGCAGCAAAGUAAUACACCAAUACAAAAUCAACAUUAUAUAUAUAACACUCCACAGCAGGCACAAGAAAUGGUUGAUCCAAGUACUGUUGGUCAAAAUCUAUCAACAAUACCAGAAGAUCCUUCUAUAAGGACUAAUAUACUGCCACCACAGCGUCAAACACCGCAAAAUAAUCAACAAAGCGUAGUGCAACCUAUUAUCAAAGAACCAAUAUUCCCAGUAGACACAACAAAACAAAAAAUAUACCACAAUUUAAAUGUCAAGAAGAGCAGCGAACCUGCGUAUUUCAAUACACUAGGGCAGCCCGUGGAAAAAUUGCCUGCAAAUAUGUAUCGUCCUGUAAUGCCAAGUCUACCGCAAACCCUAUCUCCUCAACCAAUGAAUGUUAAUAGCAAGUACUCUAAAGUUAAGCCUACGGUGAGCAAAACAGCGCUAAUGGGUGAAAAACCAACAGAAAAAACACCAAGCAGGAGUCAACUUCAGCAGAUUUACAAACAAUUUAAGGGCUCACAAUCUUACACAAAACAGAAUGUGUCGGAAUCACCUGUUGAUGCACCUACUCAUUCUGAAAGGCAUUUGAAUAUGAAGCAAGAUACACGAAUGCAUAAUAUAAUUCCUGUAGAAAGAUUUGGCGGUGACUCCGCUAUUAGUGGCCAGUUAAAUCAUAUUGAGCCCGUGAGAUAUGAUCACAUCGGCGAUGUUCCCGUACAAAAUAAACCCAAUCCAAUAAAACCAGAAAAGGAGUAUGCGGGAAAUAACCUUAAGGGCAGAAAUGGCUUACAGGAUAUGGUUUAUACUUCUUAUCCAACAUCCGCGGCUUGGACGUUUCAUGGCGAUGGUAAAACUGAAGCUUAUCCUAGCCACCGUGGUCGCCGCUUCCAUAGAUAUUAA
Messenger RNA from Pieris macdunnoughi, 2085 nucleotides. The record is from the annotation of a GenBank genome assembly. Lineage: Eukaryota; Metazoa; Arthropoda; Insecta; Lepidoptera; Pieridae.